This is a messenger RNA of Ixodes scapularis (black-legged tick), 1146 nucleotides long. RefSeq names its product putative nuclease HARBI1. The transcript has 4 exons. NCBI's taxonomy places the organism in Eukaryota, Metazoa, Arthropoda, Arachnida, Ixodida, Ixodidae. The annotation marks the transcript as partial. The record is from RefSeq and is a predicted model, not a curated record.
GACAGUUCGUCGUCAAGUUGCUCGAGCAGCUCCUUCAGCAGCAGCGGCUCGAGUAGCAGCGACGACGAGGAUGGCUUGUAUGUAGAGCAUGAGUUCGACUGUCUUUUCGCACCCCCGCUUAAGAGGCCGAAAAUUGAGGCCUACCUGGACACUGUUCACGAGUAUUCGGAUGAAGAGUUUCGCAGGAACUUCAGACUCAUGCGGCCGAUCGCGUACAAGCUGAUUGACAACUUUGGAGCCUCGCCUAUGUUCCCACCUGCGACCCACGGAGGAUUGCCAGCGAAGACGCCCGAAGAGCAUGUGCUGUCGUUCCUCUGGUACGCAGCCAACAGAUCCUGCAUUCGGGAUGCCGCUGGCCGCUUCAACGUCGCAGAGAGCUCCCUACAUCGAAUGAGGAGGCGGGUAGUGAACUUCAUCCUGAGCAUUGGUCCGCAAAUAGUGAAGUUCCCCAGUGACCUUCAACAAAUGGCAGAAGACUUCCAGAAGGUCUCUGGAGUUCCAGGCACCGUAGGAUGCAUCGACGGUUCCUAUAUCGCCACUCGCGCCCCUGCUAAGAAGAUCCGGUCCACCUACGUCAACCGGCGCCACUUGCCAUCUUUUACACUGCAGGCGGUUUGCGACCAUCGUAAGAGAUUUGUAGACGUGUCCACCGGCCACCCUAGCAAAGUACACGAUGGGAGGGUGUUCCGCACGUCGAGCAUCGCUGCAAAGCUCCCUCAGAUAUGCAGCAUCGACAAGUGCCACAUACUUGGCGACGCUGCAUAUCCCAUCAGGGAGUAUUUGCUGACGCCAUACAGAAACUACAGGAAGCAAACCAGGAAGGAACGCAUUUUCAAUGCAAAGUUUUCAGGAACACGAGUUCUGAUUGAAAAUGCGUUCGCUGACUUGAAGAAUCGCUUUAGGCGUUUGAAACAGCUAGAGUUCUGGGGUGUUGACUUUUUAACGAAGAUUAUUUUUGCAUGUUGUGUUCUCGACAAUCUUUGUAUUGAUGGUGGCGACGACACUAUGGGGGAGGACGAAGACGACAGCGCACCACCAGUCCGCAGAGUGCCAGACGAAGAUGAUGAUUUUCCCAAUGAAGCUGGCUUGCGAAAGCGUAGCGAGCAGAAGCGAAGGGCGGUGCUUGCGCAGAUGGGCAUCCAGUAA